GUCAAGCAGGAAGAGCUUCACCCUCUCUCUCUCUCUCUCUCUCUCUCUCUCUCUUUGGGUUCUGUAAAUAAAUUGCCUGGUAUUUUGGGUCUCUCUUGAAAAAGCUCCGCUGAGUUGAAGAUUUAUUUAUAAGAUAAUCUGACUCAUCAAAAGUCUUUGGGCUUGUGGGUAUCCUUCGGCUGUUACAGAUCUCUCGCCUGCAGAUUACAUUGCUUUGACCCUUGGCUUCUUGCUAAGGGAAUAUGGCCAAUGAAGAACACUUCACUUGUAUUUCUUGUUUCAUUUUGCUGAAUUCAGAUUGGUGUCCUGCAGAUAAUUAGAAACUGUAAGGAUAAUCCAACAUCUGAUUGUCUGAGGUUGACUUAUGAUAACUAUGGACAUGAAGGGUAUAUCAUGGGUUGGUAAUGUUUACCAGAAGUUUGAAGCUAUGUGCUUGGAAGUUGAAGAAAAUAUAUACCAGGACACAGUUAAAUAUGUUGAAAAUCAGGUGCAGACAGUUGGAUCUACUGUGAAAAAAUUCUAUUCAGAUGUCAUGCAAGAUUUGCUUCCUCCAUCUUCAGUGGAUGCUACUAAAGAUGGAGUAUAUGACUUGCCUCUGGAGCUUUAUGCCGAUGUUGGGAUCUAUAUGAAGCCAAAAGUGGCUAUGAAGGAAAAGCACACAAAGGUUGAUAAUAUAGAGAAGUUGACUGAGGAUCCAAAAAUGAUCAUUCAUAACAAAUUUUCAGGUCAUUCUCCUACUUUCCGCAGGCUUAAUCAUGUAGAUAGUUCGUUCCCACUAUCUCAAGGGGAUUCUCCUGAAGGUGACCCAGGACAAUAUGGUAAAGGAAGUCUGUCUAAUAAACCACAUAUGGGUACCAAAAAAAUACGUAAGAGGGUGUCCCUUAAUGAGAAAUCAGGGAACAUCUCUCCUUUGGAUAAAGAUUUGACUAGAGCAUCUUCAUUUUAUGAACCUUCAAAUGAAAAUCUAGGGGAUUGUGCUGAAGAAGCUUCAAACCGAUAUGGUGAAGGACGUCUGUCUAAUAAAUCAAAUCUUGGUGGUGCCAAUAAAAACUCAAAAAGGGAGAACAUGCUCCCAAGUGAAAGAUCAGGAAUCAUCACUCCUUUGGAUAAAGAUUUGACCGGAGGAUCAUCUGUCUGUAAAUUUUCAAAUGAAAAUCACAAGGCAUCAUCUGAUCAGAAUGAUAAAAUUGCAACUCUAGGGUCUGUUGAAGUGACAGGGCAUGAAUCCAUAGAAGAAAGUAAAAUUAAGACUGAAAAUGCAAGUGAACAAAUGCCUGAUAUUCAAACAGAUGCAUCUGAUAUAGUUAAUUUAAAGGAAUCUGGCAUGAGUGAAGAAACGGAUAUGAGAACUUCCUCUUGCUGUAGCUCAUUACAAGAAGCAAAUGCUGCUGAUGUUUGUAUGAAUGAUGGGUUGGUUUCUCUGGAGGUAUCCUAUGCAAAUGGGAGAGUACAGAGAAGUAAGAUUGCUUGUGAGGAGGAUUUUGCAUCUGAUUCAGAAAUAGAGAUCGUUCAACCAGUUCACAAGGCAAAGCUUGAGGAAUCCUGUGUUAUGGUGAAUAGGGAUGAACUUCGUUUUGUUCCUCAAAAUGGAGUAAAAAGCAAGUCUUACAGGAAGAAGAUUCAGGAUGUUUUUUUGCCAAGAAAGAGGUCAGUGAGGAAGAAAGAGCAACUACCAAUAUGGCCUGGCAAUGAUUCAAAUCCCAAUCAAGAAGAAAGCAUCAAGAAUUCAAUGCCAAGUCUUAUAAUAAAUGAUGCAAGAAGAUCCCCAACUGCAGAUUGCUGUGAAUCUGAGUGGGAACUUCUUUAGAUACCAGCAAAACAAAUUUACUCGUAGAUAACUGCGACGGCUUUCUUAGCCUUCCCUUGCUGGUGAGGUGCCGUGGCAGAUGUUAAUAAUUGCAGCUAGGGUCUCCCCAACCCCAUUUGCUUUGGCAGUGAAAUUAGUAAAAUAGAAAAAGAGGGGAAAAAAAGGAUAUAUAACCAUCCAGAGUUGAUGGAAGUUAUGAAUUAUUUCACUUUUUGUUUUGAUUCCCUAUGUAUAUGGGAGCAUAAAUUGUAUACACUUCUGAAAUAUGAUGUAUUUCUCUCA
Messenger RNA from Manihot esculenta (cassava), 2089 nucleotides. RefSeq lists its product as uncharacterized. Lineage: Eukaryota; Viridiplantae; Streptophyta; Magnoliopsida; Malpighiales; Euphorbiaceae. Bases 365 to 1807 code for a protein of 480 amino acids. The transcript is spliced from 6 exons. The record is from RefSeq and is a predicted model, not a curated record.